Molecule: messenger RNA, 1973 nt
Organism: Phaedon cochleariae (mustard beetle)
Lineage: Eukaryota; Metazoa; Arthropoda; Insecta; Coleoptera; Chrysomelidae
Source: the annotation of a GenBank genome assembly
UAUAUAUUAUCGUUGGUAAAUUAUCAAAAAAAGUGAUAAAGGCGAAUACAUAAUACAUAUUAUCUUAUAAAUACUGAUGAAUUUACAUCACAUACCAAACAGUUGAAUCUUCAUACGAACGAAUAAAGGAAUCGUUUCAAGUAAUAUAAUCAAAAUGUGCAAAUUCAUACUAUACCUAUGCUUCAUCGGAAUCUUGUUUUGUUCUGUUAAUGCUGAGGAAGACGCCAAAUUCACCAAAACCGAUUGCAAUGAGCCCAUUGAACAUCCUGGACCUGGUGAAUCGUCGUGUUAUGCCUAUUUUCAAGUAUACACGUGGGACAAUUCCUUGAAAGGAUGCACAAAGGGAAUUUAUGGGGGCUGUCAUGGUACCAGAAAUCGUUUCCACACAGAAGACGAAUGUGAGAAGACUGCCAGACCAAUAUGUACCUAAUUGGUCAGAUAAGUGACAAAAAACAAACUGUUAUGAUUCCUGAAUUCAGAAUUGAUGAACUAAUGAAGUAAUUUUUGUUUUUCUUCACUUCCUACUACGUAUUAUCGAAUGAUGAUACAGGUUUGUUAAUAUGUAAUGUGUUAAUGUGACAAAACUAAUAAAACCAAAACCACUCCGCUUCAAUAAACAUGGGAGUAGUAUUAUGUGCCUAAUUUGUAUUUGACCUACUAAAUUGGGUCAUCAGAUUUUGGCUGACAGCCAUCGAAGCAACAUAGCAUGAGUCACUCGACCAAAGAAAUAGAAGAAGAAUGACUAUAACCUAACUUGCAACUACAAAAUAUUAUGGUUAUUAUGUAAUUUUCAUUUUGUUUUUAUUUGUGAUUCAUUCAAUUUCAGUCCAUUUCAGUAGUCUUCUCAACAUGUGCAAAUACUAGAAUAGAACCAUAAUGGCGUCAACAUUUCUCAGAAAGUCUCAAAUAAAUUUACGACAAAUUGCCAAAUAUUCCAUAAAUUCAACCCGAUACAGUGAUACUACUUUAUCAACAAAUUUCACCCAUGAUGAAAAAACGAAAAUAUUAAAUACUCUGAAUGACUCAACAGAGGAGCAACUGUCCAUGUGGAGAGUUUCACAAAGUAGAAUAAAGAAUCUCGAAAGCUGGAAGAAAAGAAGAGGUCCAUUUCAAACCCUAAAUGAUGUACUGGAUGUUGAAGGACUCAGUGAAACUAUAUUAAGGAAUCUUUAUGAAAAUAUAGUUAAUAAUCCAGUAGAGGAGCUUCUCAACAAAUCCAAACCUGCUAGUCUGAGAAAUAAAAGAACAAAGCAAUUAGUAACACCUGUCCUAUGUGAAAAUGUAGUCAAUACCAUUACCACUGCUACUGGAAUACAUUUAACCCCAAUGGGUAUAAGUUGGGCAAGACUCUCAUGUGAUAAAAACAAGCUAACAAACUGGAAUUUUGAAGAUUUCUCUUCACUUCCACAAAAAAUGCUACCUUCAGAAACUUUUGAUCAGGCUCUGAACUUGGUUCGACACAUUCCACCAAGUGACUUGUACAUUUUUGAAGCCAACCACCAAUUGGGCCCCCAAGGACAGACCCAGUCUGCCACAGUUUCAUCUUACACCCAAAAGCAAGAGUUGACAUCCAUGCUGUUAGCUUUACUGAACACUAGUGUGAAUCAUAACAUGACCUUGCAAAAUCCCAGUGAGGACAGAUCUAAUCAGACCACCAUUGAGAAUAGGGUGUUCUUUUUGAGAUCCAAAUUGCCAGCAAGGUUAUUCAGGACACUAGUGGGAAACGAAAAAGUUGCAGCUGGGACGAUAAUAACCGAACUGGUGGAAAACGAUGGUAAAAAUAAACUGUUCAACUUACCCUGCACACCAAUCACCAUAGAGGAUCAGCUGAGAGAUGCGUUCAUGUCACGUGCAUCGCCUACGAAAGAACUGCUGGGUCAGGCUCUUCUUCUGGUCAUCAGUUUCAUGGACUUAUGUAUUUAUAAAAACUCCACCAGUUUGUCUGCUAUAUCUAGUAGAAAAAAAUAAAUAUU